AAGCAGGAAAAUCAAAAUCCAAUGAUUCUGAGCAAGGCCUCGAAGAUGCUGUGGAAGGUGCUGAUGAAGCCUUACAGAAAGCAAUAAAGUCAGACUCCUCCAGCCCCCAAAGAGUGCAAAGACCUCACUAAAUGCUGAGAAUGUUGUGAGGAAGAAUUUUGAGUUUUCCCAACUUCCCCUCGUGACCAAAUAAAGAUUUUUACCAGACAGGCUAGUCCUCCUCGCUUUGUGACAGUAGAAGAACUUCUAGAGACAGCGAGAGGCGUCACCAACAUGGCUCUAGCCCAUGAAAUUGUAGUAAAUGGAGACUUUCAGAUUAAACCAGUUGAAUUACCAGAAAACAGCUUGAAGAAGAGAGUAAAGGAGAUUGUACAUAAAGCGUUUUGGGAUUGCUUGAGUGCACAGCUAAGUGAAGACCCCCCAGCAUAUGACCAUGCUAUCAAACUUGUAGGAGAAAUCAAAGAGACUCUCUUAUCUUUCUUGCUGCCUGGUCAUACUAGACUGAGAAACCAGAUAACAGAAGUCUUGGAUCUGGAUCUGAUAAAGCAGGAAGCAGAGAAUGGGGCCCUAGACAUUUCCAAACUGGCAGAAUUCAUUAUUGGCAUGAUGGGGACACUGUGUGCACCUGCUCGAGAUGAGGAAGUUAAGAAACUAAAGGACAUUAAGGAAAUAGUGCCUCUUUUCAGAGAAAUUUUUUCUGUGUUGGACCUAAUGAAAGUGGACAUGGCCAACUUUGCUAUCAGUAGCAUCAGGCCUCAUCUCAUGCAGCAGUCAGUUGAAUACGAAAGGAAGAAGUUUCAAGAGAUUUUGGAGAGGCAACCAAAUUCCCUGGACUUUGUCACCCAGUGGCUGGAAGAAGCCUCAGAGGACCUUAUGACUCAAAAGUAUAAACACGCCCUGCCAGUUGGGGGAGCAGCUGCUGGCUCUGGGGACAUGCCCAGGCUGAGCCCUGUUGCUGUCCAGAAUUACGCUUAUCUGAAGCUUCUGAAGUGGGACCACCUCCAGAGGCCGUUCCCCGAAACAGUUUUAAUGGACCAGUCUCGCUUCCACGAGCUCCAGUUGCAGCUGGAACAACUGACCGUCCUGGGGGCUGUGUUGCUGAUCACCUUCAGCAUGGCAGCCCCAGGAAUUUCCAGCCAGGCCGACUUUGCUGAGAAACUCAAGAUGAUUGUGAAGAUUUUGCUAACAGAUAUGCACCUACCCUCCUUCCAUCUGAAGGACGUCCUCACUACCAUCGGGGAGAAGGUGUGCCUGGAGGUGAGCAGCUGCCUCUCCCUGUGUGGGUCCUCCCCCUUCACCUCGGACAAGGAGACCGUGCUCAAGGGCCAGAUCCAGGCCGUGGCCAGCCCCGAUGACCCCAUUCGCAGGAUCAUGGAAUCUCGAAUCCUGACCUUCUUAGAAACCUACCUUGCCUCGGGUCAUCAGAAGCCAUUGCCCACAGUCCCUGGGGGACUCAGUCCAGUUCAGAGAGAGCUGGAGGAAGUUGCUAUUAAAUUUGCUCGCCUGGUCAACUAUAACAAGAUGGUCUUCUGUCCCUACUAUGAUGCAAUCCUCAGUAAGAUCCUCGUCCGAUCCUAACGUGUAUGCACCCUACAGCAGCAGUAUUACUCACUAGCCGCAGAAUACCUGUUCUCAACUCUAAUGUUGCAUUGGAAAAUGGCUAUAUAGUACAUGUCUAUUUAACAGCAGCGAUUCCAAAGGGAAGAAUAUUGUGUAUCACUGUUGAAAAGACUUGUUGAAAACUCCAGUGAAUUCUAUUUUGAGAGAUUGUAUUUAUGAGUGCAAGUUUACAAAUCAAAGAAGCUUUUUGUUCUCGAGUUUUAUGGGUAACACUCGGCUGUGUCUCCACUCCUCCCCCAUCAUGUCCUUCUAAGGAGGCUCUUCUGCAACCUGGGUAGUUCUUUCAGAUGCCCCAUGCCGAGCUGACAGCCAUCCAAGCGCAAAAGAGACCAAGCCAUGGCCUCACCUCCUGCCCUCCCUCAGACAGCCUUGUCCCUCACCCCUCCCUCCGGGUAGUUUUGUUAGAAGGGCUACAGAACGUCUUAUUGCCAUUUUCUCCCCCUAUUUAUUGCUUCCUCCCUGCCUGGCCUAGCCAGGGCUCCCAGGCCCUUUUUUCUAGAGGAGAGUUAUUUGUCUCUCUCUCUUUUUUCUUUUUUACUUUUUUAAAAAAUAUUUAAACAUUCUUUCUUUUAACCUUCCCCCAAAGAUACAGAGUUAUUGGACUUUAAAAAGCUUGUUCUUUUAUACAAAAUUACUCCUGCAUCUAGGUGAGAGCAGUUAUGACUUAUGAGAUCUAGUGAAAGGAAAUUAUUUGACUUUCAAGCCUUGAAAAUCAAGGAGGAAAUGUUUUGAAAAAUACUUUACUGUAAUGUAAAGGAAGAGAAAUGUCUGGAAUUCUUACUGAAAAAUUGACUCUGAGACAAUACGCAGAUGUGUUGACUGAAUUAAAUUCUGGAAUUAGAUUUAACUGUUUUCAGAUAAAAUAGCUUGAGUUCACGAAUCUCCUAAAUAAGGAAGUCAUAGAAAAUCCCUGGUGUUUGAGCAUUAUUUUUCGAGGAACUUCAGUGACCAGAAUUCCUGACAUGUCCUCUGAGUGUGAGUGAUUUGGGUCGCAUAGAUGAUCUGUUCUGUUUUUUUUUUUUUUUUUUAAGUGUACACGUGCAUGUGUGCAUUUUAGACAGGGACAUUAUAUUAGAAGCAGAGCCAUGAAACUGGAAUGACCUCCAACUGCCAGAAAAGCAAGUAAUAUUGGCACCUAAAGCCUUCUGGACAGGAAGCUAAGAGAAACUUAGAAGCUGGCCGGGCGUGGUGGCUCAUGCCUAUAAUCCCAGCACUUUGGGAGGCCAAGGCAGGCAGAUCACCUGAGGUCAGGAGUUUGAGACCAGCCUGGGCAACAUGGUGAAGCCCCAUCUCUACUAAAAAUACAAAAAUUAGCUGGGUGUGGUGGCACGCACCUGUAAUCCCAGCUACUUGGGAGGCUGAGGCAGGAGAAUAGCUUGAACCCGGGAGGCAGAGGCUACAGUGAGCUGAUAUCGCACCACUGCAUUCCAGCCUGGGCAACAGAGUGAGACUCUGUCUUAAAAAAAAAAAAAAGAAAAAAGGAAAGAAACUUGGAAGCCAUUUCAGAAAGACUCCAGGAAGGCUAGCAGUCGUUCCUACACAACCAGGGGGAAGGACUACAUUUUACUGCAAGCAGCUGUUUUCUCUGAUCCUUCUUUGUAAGGAAAUGCAGUGAUUUUGUGUUUUCAAGGAAGACUUGAAGAAGCAGUUGGGUAGGUAUUCCAGUAGGACUGAUGGGGAGGAAAGCAGAUACUCCAUGAGAAGGGUAUCAGACCCAGUAGAGUCAGAAUACAUUCUGCUUUCAGGAUUUUUGAGAUUGCUGAUGGUCCCAGGGUUUAUACAAGGACUUGGAUCUGGCUGUAGAAACUCAGGUAGAAAUUACAUGUAUGCAGAUCAGAGCUGAUGUUGGUUCUAAUCUAUAAUGAUGUGAUAAAUUAAAACAAAACAAAAAACAGAGCUGGGCAUGGUGGCUUAUGCUAUAAUCCCAGUACUUUGGGAUGCCACAGCAGGAGGAUCACCUGAACCCAGGAUUUCAAGUCCAGCCUGGGCAACAUAGUGAGAUCACAUCUCUACAAAAAAAAAAAAAAUUAGCCUGGCAUGGUGGCACACAUUUGUACUCCCAGCUACAAGCUGAGGCUGAGGCAAAAGGAUCGCUUGCACCCAGGAGUUCAAGGAUGCAGUGAACUAUGAUCGUGCCACUGUGCUCCAGCCUGGGUGACAGAGCCAGACCCUGUCUCUCCUCAACAAUAAACGUAGAGCCAGAUGUAUCUUUUUGGGUCCCAGGCAGAAGACUGGAGAAUCUGGGUCUCUGUAAUCUGGCAGACUGGCCACAUUUUGUGAGGGUACUUUUAUUCAUAUUUAUUAUUUUUUGUUUGUUUGAAUGUGUGCUUUUUUUUAAAUAGAAACCAUAUCACUUCAUUUGUUACAGCAAAUGAUUCAAGAGGGCCCCAGAAAGCUUUUUCAUCCACAGAAUUACAGAAAGGAUAAGUACCCUCACCACCCAAGCCUUUGGUUCAUGUUGUUGUUUUGUUUUAAUCUCUGUUCUCUUACCACAAUGACAUGCUGCAUCCAGAAUGGAACUCUAUCUUCAAGUUUGUUUGUUUGUUUGUUUGUUUUCGAGAUGGAGUCUUGCUCUGUCACCCAGGCUGGAGUGCAGUGGUGCGAUCUCAGCUUACUGCAAACUCCGACUCCCGGGUUAAAGCGAUUCUCCUACCUCAGAUUCCUAAGUAGUUGGGAUUACAGGCACGUACCACCACGCCUGGCUAAUUUUUGGAUUCUUAGUAGAGACGGGGUUUCACCAUGUUGGCCAGGCUGGUCUCAAACUCUUGACCUCGUGAUCCAUCCGCCUCGGGCCUCCCAGAGUGUUGGGAUUACAGGCGUGAGCCACCGCACUUGGCCUGUCUUUAAGUUUUAUACUAGUUAAGAGGCUAGUCUAUCAGAAUGUCCUUAAUUUAGCUGAGGAAUCUGGACAAGUCUUCCUUGAUUUCAGCUUCAUCCCAAGGCCCGUGAAUGUUUUCUUUAAAAAGCUGCAGGUGAAUGAGGUAAAAUGAACAGAGACAUGAGACAGAAAUCAACAGAAGGGCAAAGAAUAUGGCUCCCACAGCUCUUCCAAGGCCAAAAAGGCAAAAAGCAGUGUAACCACUACAUAGCCCUUGGGAGUCCAUGCCUUUAGUUUCUCCUGUAACAUGAGCCACAGGACAAAAAUCUGGAUGGCAAGUGUUACCAUGAUGGAGACAUGCAGGGACUGGGGAAGGCGUGAAGCCAAGCCUCCAGAAGCCAAGAUGGCCGUGUUCAAGGAUAGUUACUGGAUACAAUGGAUACAAAGGCAUCAUUGGCACCAUAGUUAAAAGAGAUGAGGUGGCCUAACAGCAUGAAGAGCAACAUGGCCUAGAUGGUGUCAGUGCUGACAGACUCUGGCAAGGUCUUAGCACUGGUGAAAAGCCAUAAGUGAAAGUAAUGAAGACUAGGGCACUUUUCAGGUCAGCCCACCGGAUCCACCCACUCUUCUGCCCUUCACUUCCAUCAGUGAGCUCAAACAAAAUAUACCCGAUCAGUGAAGAAGCCAGGACAGUCCCAACAAGCCAGUGGGGGGCCAGAAGACCCUCAUCCAUAUACCACCAGAUAACCAGAAACACACAAAUACUGCACAGCUGCGGGAUCAACACACUGGACUCAAAUACCACAGCCCAAUAUUGGUCUUUCCGAGCAUGGAUGUUUUUCCGGAGCUCUUCCAGGAACUGCUCUUCCAGGAACCGCCGGUCCACACAGUUAUCAGGAAAUGGCUGUUGCUCAUACAAGACCCUCUGCCACUUUACCUCCUUUGUGUUAGUUACAGGUUGGGCACACAUUAUCCUUUCAUUCAAACUCAGGCCAGUUUAAUCAUCCCUCUCAUAGAGGUCCAUGUGGUUCUUGUUGAUGACAUUUUGAAAUGAGACCUCCCUGGAAAUUCCAUGUCUUGGUUGAUAUUCUACCGACCUUUCCUGGUUUUCAGAGGCAGCAAUCCAGGCCAGGCCUACAAUAGAUGAGUUUGUCUCUGAGGCAGGAUAAUACAGCCAAGUUCCUGCCUGAGAGUUCCUGGGCAUGCGUGGCUGGGGGAUGGCAGUUGCCUGCCUUUUUCCUUGUAAGGGUACUUUUUUUUUUUUUGAGAUGGAGUCUGGCUCUGUCACCUGAACACGGCCAGGCAGGAGUGCAGUGGCACGAUCUCGGCUCACUGCAACCUCCGCCUCCUGGGUUCACGCCAUUCUCCUGCCUCAGCCUCCUGAGUAGCUGGGACCACAGGCACCUGCCACCAUGCCUGGCUGAUUUUUUUGUAUUUUUAGUAGAGACGGAGUUUCACUGUGUUAGUCAGGAUGUUCUCAAUCUCCUGACCUCGUGAUCCACCCGCCUCGGCCUCCCAAAGUGCUGGGUUUACAGGCGUGAGCCACCGCGCCUGGCCGUGAGGGUACUUUUAAAGAAGAUAACAUCUUCCAUGGUGUAUUCAAUGAGGUCAUGUCUGGAAUUGUUUUCUUGAGGUGGAGGCUGCUCUGUGGCCACUGUGCCUGGCAGUUGUAUGAUCCUGGGUUCCUGGGCUGAGAAGCCUCAGCCUCAGAGUGUUGGGGGCCUUUUCGACCCGCUCCAAGACUGAGGGAGAGGAGCUUACCCCCAGCUGCACAGCACUGAUCACCACUUCCUGCAGUCAUUCUUCCUAAAUCUCAAAAACUCUUCCUUUUUAAGAGUAGAUUCUUGCAAGGUAUUUUUCCCCUCCUGAGUUCUUACAUUGCCAGAGUUCCAUUUGUACAGUUUGAAAUCUUGAGGCAUGAAUAACUGACUUCACAGACUCUCUUGGCCCCCCACUACCUCAGUGUCCACUGGUGGAAUUCUGCAACUGGCAAAAGUCAAGAAUGAAGGAAGCAAACUUCAGAACCACAAUAUUCAUAUUGAAUCAUUUUGUUGUUGCUCUAUGAAGAUAAGUAAGCUAAUUUUCUUCCUGGAAUCUCAUAGGAUUAUUACUAAGGGCCAGGGAGAUCCGCUUCGUUCAUUUAGUCACUCAGGAAGCAUUGCUAAGCAUCCCCUUUACCGUCCCCUACAGCUCUCCUUCCAAAACGAAACAUCCUUUGGAGUGUGUUGUCCUUCAGAAUCGAAUGGAUUCUAUAUGCUGCAUUCAGUAACAGGUUGUGGAGACAAGUGUCUCUUCCUGAAAUUGCUAAGUGUAUUUGGCAGUAGUACUUUACUACUUGUAGAUAGAACUGAGAGUGAGGUCAGUAUCACCAAGCCUCUUGGAUUUCUUCAGUAGUCUCAUGGAUGAGUGAAUGUUUAGAGCAGUAACUGCUACUUUGUUGGCUCUUGGUUGGGUGGAUGGAUUCUCAGUCCUGGUGUUUUUAAAAAUCUCAUUCCGGCCGGGCACGGUGGCUCACGCUUGUAAUCCCAGCACUUUGGGAGGCUGAAGCGGGCGGAUCACCUGAGGUCAGGAGUUUGAAACCAGCCUGACCAACAUGGCAAAACCGUUCUCUAUUAAAAAUACAAGAAUUAGCCGGGUGUGGUGGCACGUGCCUGUAAUCCCAGCUACUCGGGAGGCUGAGGCAGGAGAAUCACUUGAACCCUGGAGGUGGAGCUUGCAAUGAGCCGAGAUUGCACCAUUGCACUCCAGCCUGGGUGACAGAGUGAGACUCCGUCUCAAGAAAAAAAAAAUCUCAUUCCGUCUAAAGCAAGCUACAAAAUGUGAUUAUUUAUGUCACAAUAUGACUCAGCCAUAAAUGUACUUCAGGUAAGAAGCACACUAACAUGAUAUCUUACUGAUCAAAUGCAGUCGGUAGAUAUAUAUGAAUUUUUUUUCUCUGUGAAGAAAAGCUAUUAAUAAGUUUGACUUAAUAGGCCUAUAGUAUGCACAUACUGGCCAAGAUUCUAAAUGGAUUAUUCAGCAGUUGUGUUUUUGUGGAGGUGCUUAUUCUCAUUUCUCCAAAGCCUUAAGAUUCCUGGGAAUAGAGGAAAUGUUGCUGCCACCAACUUUGCUGGUGAAUUUCAAAGAGAAUAGGUGUUUGCUGUUUGAUUUCCGGUAACCUUUUGGCGAGCUCUGAUGUAUUUGUAGAACAUUUGUGUUUCUUUCCAUUUUGAGGCCAGGUGGUAGAGUGGAAAGACUGGGAGCUGUCAGGAAACCAGGGCUCGAAUCUCCACUCUGUUAUGUACCAGCUGGGGCAAAUCAGGGCCCAUUCCCAACUCCUUUAAAAUGAAAAGACUAGACUUGGUCUUUAAGCUCCCUUCCGAUUCUAACAUUUUGUGGUGGCAGGAUUGUGCACAAAGAAUUAGAGAAAUAUCUGGUUUUAGUCUUUUUUCCUCUAUCGCCGCCUUACUGGUUGUACAACAUUGAGCCAGUCAUUCUCCCCAAGGCCUCAGUAUUUUCAUUGUUAAUUGGGAACACUCCUAAUUCACACUGUUGCUGUGAGGAUUACAUUUGGUAAUGAACGUUAGAACGCUUUGUACAUGGAAAAGGACUAUACCUUUCUUUUUUAACUACAAAGGCGAACAUGUAACCCCGUACCUGUAGACGCACAUCUGCUGUGGUGGUACAUUCCACUGUUAGUGCCCAACCUCCCUUCUGUCAACCACAUUUUACAGGCCUGUAGGGAAGGUUUUCUUCCUGUCCUCUCCCAACACUUGUUUACAUUCAUCAUCUCUUCUGUACUAGAGCUGCAGUCUUACGUUUGCUUACUUCCUGACAUCCACCUCCACCCCAGUGAUUUCUCCCCAUCUGCAGCUCUAUAUUAUUUGAACUAAAUGAAUCCAUCAAUGAACCAAUGAGUGGAUGAAUGAAUGGUAAUGGAUAAUGGUCUAUGAAGUCAUAUUUAAAGGCACUGUCUCAUUUGUAAACAAUCUAAAUAAAUAACUACAAUGAUA
This is a messenger RNA of Chlorocebus sabaeus (green monkey), 8430 nucleotides long. The record is from RefSeq and is a predicted model, not a curated record. NCBI's taxonomy places the organism in Eukaryota, Metazoa, Chordata, Mammalia, Primates, Cercopithecidae.